GCAGGGUUCGUCUUUAUCAUAAUAAGUAAUCAGGCUGAAAGAUGUAGCUAUUAAGCACUUUACACACUUUAAACGAUUCCAGGGCCCCGGCACGCCGGGCUCAGGAGCUCUAAUCCUCGAAGCCUCGGGGAUUCGGGGCUUUUUGCUCGUAACGCACGCUCCGGGCGUGACGCGGAUUUAUUUCGUUGAGUUCCUCGUAGCCGAGUUUGAUAGAAGCAGGUGCAUUCUUAGUUUUUUAUAGGUGAUCCUGUGGAACCUGGCCUGAUGUCUAUGUUUCGCCUUUGGCGAAAUCGGUUUGUGAUUCGCCAUCCAUCCAAGUGCGAUCCAUGUUCGCGAUAUUUCAGCAGCCGAACAGAAUUUCCUGCGCCGCGUUGUCUGACCGGAUGGAGUUUUGAUGACAAUCGGGACCAAGUUAGUGGUUUAGUGGUUGGCAAUGCGUUGUUGGAUGGUGAUUAUCGUAGUUCGUGGCCACAUUUUCGCGCGUCGCAACAGCUUGGGUUGGCAAACACGCUCGCAUAUCUGAAGGGUGGGUUUGACGAACUGCCGCGCAGUGUCAUUGAGCCACCGACCUCAGGACCGCAUUUACCGGAGACGUUGGUCUACGAAAUGAUUAGAGAGAGCCGUCGAGCCGCUCAGGCACGGUUUCGGAACGUUUCGGAUUCCACCGCGUCUCAGUCGGAUGAAAUUGAAAGUUCGUAUCCUAAGGAGACAGUAUUUUCAAGAAUGUAUGACAUGAUUUGCCCUUUACCAUCUUCCAAGGGUGUGGCGUCGAACGCCAAUCAUCGGAUGGCUCAUGUUGUCGCGCGCGCGUUUGGCAGCAGUCUGGAAGAUAAUGAUCAGACAAUUUCAUUUGGAGAGCAUCCCGUUUCCCUCGCUUUAUGCAGAAGAAAACACCCAAUGGAGUGCAAAUCGACGAAGCUGGAUCGUGAUAAGCGCCAGAAUCGUGAUGCCCCUCGGUUAUUACAUUUUAGCACUAUGGCGUUGGACAAACAGGCUUGCAAGGAUCUGUAUGGACGUUGCGUACUAAUGUGGGACGAUGUCGUGACGUGGGGAAACACUUCAGAGGCUGUAAGAAAUUUAUUGUUGCUCGCUGGCGCCGCGCGUGUUGAUAUAUUGUCUGCUUUCAGCACUGGCCCGGCGAUGAACACUUACGUGUACGAAGUUAAAGCGGGAAGAGAUUCCGAGGCCGUGUUAUUCGGAGAGCCAGACUCGGAUGCCUUCCAGAAGCGUUGCGUUUCUAUGGUUGCAAAGAGUCCCAUUGACUGGACGCCGCAUUGUUUGGAAAGUCCCACGAAGGUCUGGCAUGAUGAUCUGGGAAAGUGGAUCGAGUCAGGAUGGCCGGCGUUUGUCCCAAAUAACGCCCCAUUUUGA
This is a messenger RNA of Amoebophrya sp. A25, 1371 nucleotides long. The record is from the annotation of a GenBank genome assembly. NCBI's taxonomy places the organism in Eukaryota, Dinophyceae, Syndiniales, Amoebophryaceae.